Chaetomium fimeti is the source of this 3480-nucleotide messenger RNA. RefSeq names its product armadillo-type protein. Gene Ontology annotation, biological process: proteasome-mediated ubiquitin-dependent protein catabolic process. Lineage: Eukaryota; Fungi; Ascomycota; Sordariomycetes; Sordariales; Chaetomiaceae. The transcript has 4 exons. The record is from RefSeq and is a predicted model, not a curated record. Gene Ontology annotation, cellular component: GID complex. The coding region runs from base 430 to 3480 and encodes 1016 amino acids. Gene Ontology annotation, molecular function: protein binding.
UGAAUCCUGUCAAUGGAUUAGUGAUUGGCGCUCUGUCGUGCAUCCACCAUUCCACUCGUGGCAUCGGCAUGCUAUCAAAAUGACAUCUCGACGAUAAUCAACUUACCUACGCAACCAGCUUAUGCAUCACACUAAUUCAGCCCUGGCCAUACAUACGCACAGUCAACAAGUGCAACCAUACGAACUCCUCGAACGAACACCGAUAAUAAUACGGAACCAGCCGAGAGCAGAGGCACGACACGCCAACGCCGAACCAUCACGGUAUCCGGCUUCUCCGUUCGUCGGUUAAGGAUCAAACCGGAGCAUUGUUUACACUGCGCAAACUUGCCUAGCUUCCCUUCCCGGUGUAUCAAUAUCGACGGCUCCUUUUGAGCGAGUGGUUCGGCCCUACAACGUACCAACAGCAGCGACAGAGCACAGCCCGACACUAUGGCUAGAAUCCAAAGUCCACCACUCCUUUCACAGAUACAGGGCGCGAGGAGUUACUCGGAACAAGCCACCGGUCUUCGCGCGUUGAGGGACGAGAUAACCGGGCACUCCCAGCGGAAAGAACGGUGGAUACAAAACGGCGUGUUGGAGUUGCUCGUCAACAUUCUUCAGAACAAUGGCCCCUCGCCGAAAAGCUCGAGUGGCAAGGAACGCAGUCAAAUAGGGCAGCCACAGGGGCUCUCGGAAGAUGUGACCGUGCGGCUGUUGUCUUUGCAGCUCAUUGCCAGCUUUGCAUAUGGCGGCUCCGCGUUUCUUGGGCCGUUGCAUGCCGUCAACGUAGUCGCGACAAUUAUUCCGUUUUUAUCCUCGAGAAACAACCCCCCGCAACUCGUCUUGGCCGCCUUGCGGACUAUUAGGAACAUUGCAGAAGCCACCCGUCUUGCAACCCCCGGUGCCGAUGAUACGACAAGCUUGUCAGAGGCUAUAUUUUCCGCUAGCUCGCUCCCCGCUUUGUACGACAUUCUUUCCCAAGGGUCAAGAGAUGGAGUGAUACAGGAACAGAAAUGUUUGGUGGCGUACCUCAUCAGCAGGUUGUGCAAGACGCCGGCGCACCAGAACGCCCUGGCGGACUCUGGUGUUAUGGAUGCGCUGGCUACAAUACUGGCAAGCUUCGUCGUAGCGAGAGGGGAAGUUUCCCCAGGAGCAGAAAUAGCCGGGCGCAAGGAUGGACUAGCCGAUCUGAUUCCGGCUCCUGCACCUCCUGGUGCCAACUUGGCUCUGACGCUCGAGGCCCUGUCCACCAUCGUUGCCAACUCGCGUUUCCGCUCAUACUUGCUGCUGUGUUCUCCGGCCAUCGUGGCCGUCUUCUCUUCGACUGGAGUUAUGCCUCUCGCUACAGAGUCGAGGGCGGCCUGGAAUGCGCUUGAGAUGAGCGGGUUUGGCAGCAUCCGACCCAGGAGCCCCCAAGCGAUAGACUACCUGCUUCCCGCCGUUCCCAUUCCCCAGGCCAGGUCUCAAUCGAGAGGUUUCAACGACUAUCCGCCACUGGGCUUUUCCUCGUCCCACGACAACCUUGCCGCUAGCAGCAGCAGCCAGGGGUCAACGUUCAAGUUUACUGGGGUGGGCGUGGGCCGUCCCGAUACUUCUAGCGAGGAUGAGGAAGCCGAUGAACCAGAAAGCCCUCUUAUACCGUGGCUUAUUCAUCUCGCCCGGUCAACCGAGGGCCUCGAAAGAGUCAUGGCUGUUUCCCUAGUGACAUCGCUGUUCAAGGCUGGAUUUGCGUGUCCGGAGCGAGAACAGGUGCUAGCAGUGCUUAUUGUCCCGCUCUUGGGGCAGUUGAUGAAAGAGCAUGAUGAGGAAAUCUCCGCCUCGGUCCAGCAAGCCGCUACCGUCGAACCUGACGUGGCCAAGCAUUGGGCGGUUCAGGAGCGGACGCCAGACGUCCUGGCCCGGCUUGUUGGGGAGAGCGAGAUCCUGCAGCAGGCGGUACAUAAAUGCGGAGUGCUCAAGAUGGCCGUGAAGCUUUUGAAGGAUUCUUACAAACCUCAGCCAGUGCAGUCCGCCCCUCAGCAGUGGUCAAGCAAGCCCGACCGAGGUGGCGAGCCCGGGGAUAUUCCACCUGCCUGCCGACUCGGACCGCCAGGUCAAGUACCCGCGUAUGGUCACAAAAUAACCACCCGAGAAAGUGCCCUAAAACUGGUGGCGGCAAUGGCCACACUCAGCAACGAUUAUCGCGACGCCCUCGUUGAGGCAGACGCCGUAUCUUACAUUGUGGAAUCACUCUCCCCGAAUCCCGGGAAACCAAAGAACCCCAGGGAGCAAUCAUCAUCAGAAAAGGGACCUGAAGAUGGAGGUGCUGGGGGGUCCUCGGUGUAUGGCCAUAACCCCAGUUCCGUCAUUAUGGCGGCAUGCCACGCUAUCCGGGCGCUGGCGCGGUCACCGAAGAUUGUGCGGACUACGAUGAAGGACCACGAUGUCGGAAAGCCGAUCAAUAAGCUGUUGAGCCAUCCCGACAUCGAAGUUCAGAUUGCUGCUUCCGCCGCGGUCAUCAAUGUGGUGACCAACCACAGUCCUCUAGCGUUGACGCUGCUUUCAUUCGAUGUGGUCGAGACGCUAUGCAAACAUACACACUCGCUCAACCCCGGCCUACAAGUCAACGCACUAUGGGCGCUCAAGCACCUGGUGCUAGAAAUGGAUACUAGCAUUCGGAAGCCGUGUUUAGAUCAGCUCGGGUCGGGCUGGCUCAUCCAACUCAUCAGCGACGACGCGUCUGAAGAGGAAGGAAUCCGGACCCGGUCGCGGCCAGGACGGCGGGUCGCCGCCGAAGACGACGACGACGAAGAUAUGGACAAGGAAACGCUCGGCGGGGAGGACGACGGCGCACACGGCGAGUGGACCUGGGCCGCCCAAAACCACACUCCGCAACCAAACUCGAAGCCCUCCACGACGCGGAGCUCAACCCCCGCCCGCAAGGCCCGGGCCGACCGCCUCGCCAUCCGGGAACAAGCCCUCGGGUUCAUCCGCAACUUCCUCAUGAUCACCUCGCCGGGCGACCAGCUCGAGAUGGUCGACUACCUGUUCACGGAGCUGGGCCAGGACCGCCUCUUCUCCAUCCUCGCGGACAUGCUCAAGGUGCGGGUGGUGGGCGCGGUCGGCCGCCGCGCCUCAUCGGCGCGCGGGACCGGGCGCGACGCGCUGGUGCUCUACCCGCAGGCGCGCAUCGUCGAGAACCUGGCGUACAUCCUCGUGCACAUCGCGGCGGGCACGCCGGCGCACCGGCAGCUGGUGAUCGCGCAGACGGAGCUCCUCAAGCUGCUCGGCGGGCACCUCAACAGCAAGGACGCGGGGGUGCGGCGCGCGCUCUGCCAGCUGUUCGCCAACCUGUGCUGGGCCGACAGCGACACCGACCUCGCCCCCUGCACGCAGCGCGCCUCGGCCCUCGAGCAGCUCGGCUUCCUCGCCAAGCUGCAGGGCCUCGAGGCCGACGCCGACUCGGGCGUCCGCGAGCGCGCCAGGGCCGCCGUCGCCCAGAUGAAAACGCCGACGGUGUAG